GUCCAAGCAAAUUCUCACCAUCCUUGUUCAGAACAAAAAAAAAAUAAAACAAACGAUCGAAAUCAAAUGUCAUUUUUAAGGUUAAUUGGAGCAAACAAUCCAACUCUAUUUCAUCUGGUCACUCGUUCUGCACUCUCUUCUACUUCUUCUUCACUGACAAUCAAGGCUUCGUUUUCAUUAUCAUCAACAACAGACAUGGUGAAAGCAAUCAGGGUUCACGAACAGGGAGGCCCUCAGGUUCUGAAGUGGGAGGACGUGGAAAUCGGAGAGCCCAAAGAAGGGGAGGUUCGGGUCAGGAACAAAGCCGUCGGAGUCAAUUUCAUUGAUGUCUACUUUCGCAAAGGAGUUUACAAAGCCCCCUCUUUUCCCUUCACUCCAGGUAUGGAAGCUGUUGGGGUUGUCACAGCUGUGGGUACUGGACUCACUGGUAGGCAGGUUGGAGAUCUUGUAGCUUAUGCAGGUCAACCAAUGGGCUCAUAUGCUGAAGAGCAGAUACUUCCUGCAAAUAAAGUAGUCCCUGUCCCUUCAUCGAUUGACCCACCUAUUGCAGCAUCCAUCAUGCUGAAGGGCAUGACAACUCACUUUUUGGUUCGGCGCUGUUUUAAGGUUGAACCUGGUCAUACAAUUCUUGUCCACGCAGCAGCUGGUGGAGUUGGAUCCUUAUUGUGCCAGUGGGCAAAUGCUCUUGGUGCAACUGUUAUAGGAACUGUGUCAAAUAAAGAGAAGGCAGCUCAAGCCAAGGAGGAUGGUUGUCAUCAUGUUAUAAUCUAUAAAGAAGAGGAUUUUGUUGCUCGCGUUAAUGAGAUUACGUCAGGCAAUGGAGUUGAAGUAGUCUAUGAUUCUGUAGGAAAGGAUACCUUUGAGGGAUCUUUGGCAUGCUUGAAGCUUAGGGGCUACAUGGUAAGUUUUGGACAGUCAUCAGGUUCACCUGAUCCAGUCCCAUUAUCAUCUCUGGCUGCAAAAUCCCUGUUCUUGACAAGGCCCAGCCUAAUGCAAUAUGUUGUCACCCGGGAUGAGUUAUUGGAAGCUGCAGGAGAGUUGUUUGCUAAUGUUGCUUCUGGUGUCUUGAAGGUUCGUGUUAAUCAUACUUACCCAUUGUCAGAGGCUGCAAAAGCACACGAAGACUUAGAGAAUCGGAAAACUUCAGGAUCCAUUGUGUUGAUACCAUGAAACUCUAAGUUGUGUUGUGUAUAGGGGUGUUGUACACCAAAUCCUUGGGUGAUUCAUCUUGAAAAGAACUAUGGAUUAUAAAUUAUAUGCUAGAGUGUGUGAUUCAUCUUGAAAAGAAUUAUAGAUUAUGAAUUCUAUGAUAGUGUGUGUUAUUCACCACAAGUCGGUGUACUUAAAUAAGAGUGAUUUCUUUGAUGACUUCACUUUGGCUGCA
Molecule: messenger RNA, 1384 nt
Organism: Vigna radiata var. radiata (mung bean)
Lineage: Eukaryota; Viridiplantae; Streptophyta; Magnoliopsida; Fabales; Fabaceae
Product: quinone oxidoreductase 1
Exons: 5
Coding region: 67-1170 (367 amino acids)
Biological process (GO): cellular response to oxidative stress
Cellular component (GO): cytosol; cytoplasm
Molecular function (GO): quinone reductase (NADPH) activity
Source: RefSeq, a predicted model, not a curated record